This is a messenger RNA of Geodia barretti, 1660 nucleotides long. The record is from the annotation of a GenBank genome assembly. Lineage: Eukaryota; Metazoa; Porifera; Demospongiae; Tetractinellida; Geodiidae.
AUGGAUGAGAACUUUCUGGAAACCGUAUCGACCGUUGAGCGGUAUGGAAAUGUCGCGAUUACCGCCUGCUCUUCGCCGUUCUGCAGCCAUUGUCUUCAUGCACUCAGUCCCGACUCAGUGCUGUGCACGCACAAGCACACAUCCGACGCGAGUACUACGCAUGCGCAUGCGCACGCGCACUGUACGAAGGCACGCCCCCUUGCCGAGACCCCCGCGUGUUGCUCGGGCAGGCCGGGCUGGCUAGCUAUGCUUGCGGAGAAGAAAUACAAACAGAAGUGGAGUGAAGACCCGCGCAACAGUAGAUGGAGUGAAGACCGGAGCAGGUUCGGGUACCGGAUGCUGGAGCGGAUGGGUUGGAGCGAGGGUAAGGGACUGGGAAAAGAUCUAGCCGGGAAGACUGAACACGUGAAGGUGUCGAAAAGAUCCGACACAUCAGGUGUGGGUUAUGUCAGAGGUCGUGAUGAGGAGUGGAUAGAGCAUCAGGAGUCCUUCGACCAGCUCCUGGCCAGCCUCAAUGCCAAGAAAGACAACGAUGUUGGAUCAGAGAACCAGGGAGCAAAGUCUCUAGUGACCAGUGCUAUCAACAGUGGGAGAGCACUGUAUAAGAAGGCAUUGCGAAGUAAGGAUCUGUCCUCAGCCAGCAGUAAAGACCUUGACUGCGUGUUUGGUAGAAGAGGGAGGAAGGAGAGGAGAGAGAGGAAGAGGGAGAGGGGAGAGAGAGGUGGAGGGGAAGAGGAGGAGGAAGAGGGGGAAGAGGAGGAGAAGAAAGAAAGGACCAAGAGAACCAAGACAGAAGGAACGUCAGAAAAUGAGCAGUUGACAAAAGAGAGUCUUCCCGUAAUAAGCCAUGGGGUUGCUACCAUCACACAAACCGCAACAGUACAAGAAUACUUUGCCACUAAACUCACUAACUACACUGCCGAUAGUGGGUGUGGUCUGGAAGACGUAGGUAGGCACGGUCUGGGAGCUGGUGGGUGUGGUCAGGAGGGGGAGACUUAAUCAAUGCGGAGAUGUGGAAAUUGAGAAGCAAAGAAAGAAGAAACGAAAGAAAGUCAGAACGAAACGUUAGGGUUUUCUUUGCACCGAUUAUUGUUAGAUCCAAACAUGAUAAGUAUUUAUUGUACAACACCAUUCAAUCAUAAUAAUAAUCAGUGACAAUCAUGAAAAAAUGUUUCAACUCUAAAUAAAAAGUGUACUGGAAAAUGCCAACUGGUUUGUUAUAUGCAGUACAAAACUUGAUGUUAGAACGAUUACGAGAGGGUGUAAUGAGGGGUGGGCAUGAAAUAGAACUAGACAGUUGUGAGUCUCUUGGUGUAGUUGCCAGGGGAACAGACCUUCUUCUGUCCCGGAGCGACCGUAGAGCCAGCCGUCCUGGUUGUCUCUGAGCAUCACCACAAUCUGUCCUUCAAGAAGAGGCAGCUCUCCUUGGCCUUCAGCUGCAAAGUCAAACUGAGACAUGAAUAUCUGGUUGCCAGUCGAUACUGCCUGCACGUAUGUCGCUGGAAAAUAUCCAACCCUCGCUCUACAUGACCCCUGCGAAUAGAGGGAGGAAGGGAGAGGAAGAAGGUGUGAGGUGGCAGAUUGUUUGCAGAGUUCUUUAGGAUCGUUCUUUAAAAGAAAUGAUGAAGAGCGAUGAGGCAUGGUAAGAAGCUGAGAAUAA